AUGCAAGAAUUAGUUCGCAAAGUUCGCAGUAUUCUAAAUAAAAUCACACCUCAGACAUUCCAGCACUUAAUCAAGCAGGUAAAAGACCCAUCUAUACAGACAGAGUAUCAACUGAAAGGUGUUGUAGAAGUCAUAUUUGAAAAAUCAAUAGUGGAGUCACAUUUCGCAGUUGUAUACGCAAACAUGUGCAACUGGCUAAGGAUGCUUGAGGUCCCAACAGAAGACAACCCUGAAGAAAGCAUCACGUUCCGUAGGCUGCUAAUAAGAUUCUGCCAGAAGGAGUUUGAGAGAGGUGAAAAUGGGAAUGAAAAAACUGAGAAACUGCAAAAGGAACUGGAUGCAGCCACGUCACCGAGAGAAAAGACCCGACUAAAGGAGGAAUUGAGUGAAGCCUCUAAUAAAGCACGCAUGCGAUACCAAGGGAAUAUCAAAUUUAUUGGGGAGCUAUUUAAAUUAAAAUUGCUCUCUGAAGACACCAUAAAAGACUGCCUUAUGAAACUAAUGAACAUGAACAGCGAGGAGUCCAUGGAAUGCAUCUGCCUUUUGCUCACUACAAUUGGAAAAUCCUUGGAAAAUGGACAGUGUCGCUUGGACAACUAUAUCAGCAAGAUUGACAUCUUUAUUAAAAAACGGAAAACAUCUUUGCGGAUUUGA
Molecule: messenger RNA, 654 nt
Organism: Pelobates fuscus (common spadefoot toad)
Lineage: Eukaryota; Metazoa; Chordata; Amphibia; Anura; Pelobatidae
Product: eukaryotic translation initiation factor 4 gamma 3-like
Exons: 1
Coding region: 1-654 (217 amino acids)
Cellular component (GO): eukaryotic translation initiation factor 4F complex
Molecular function (GO): translation initiation factor activity; mRNA binding; protein binding
Source: RefSeq, a predicted model, not a curated record